UGGACUGUGUGUGUGGGGGGGGGGGGCUGCAGCUGAUUUGCUGAUGCCAGGGAGCCAGUGCAGCAUUUCGUGGUGCAGGGUGUAUAACGCGCUGUGCCGCCCGCCUCGGUCCCCCCCUCACACACACACACACACACACACACAUGCGAGCGCCGCGGCUUGGAAGAUGCUGCCGACCGUCAAGAUUUGGGCACUGCUCUCCGUGUCGCUGUGCUGCCUGUCGCAGCCGGGCCAUUUGAAGAAGGCUUUCCGAUGCCCUUCGACGUGCAGCUGCUCCAGGGAGUCCAUCAUGUGCGUCGGGUCCUCCUACGUCCCAAGGAUCAGCCCCAACGAGAUCAAUUCUCUGAGUAUCGUCAAUGGGACUUUCUCCGAGGUCAAAGAGGCGAUGUUCGCCCACAUGUCGUCUCUGCAGCUGCUGCUUUUGAAUUCCAACUCUCUCACAACGAUCAGGGAUGAUGCAUUCUCAGGCCUCCCACAUCUUGAGUACCUGUUCAUUGAGAGUAACAAGAUAGAGACUGCAUCCAAAUAUGCCUUCAGAGGACUCAGGGAUUUGACUCACUUGUCUUUGGCAAACAACAACAUUAAAGCUUUGCCCAGGGACAUCUUCAUUGACCUGGAAUCACUAAUAGAGCUGGACCUGCGAGGGAAUGCCCUUGAGUGUGACUGCCGUGCCAAGUGGCUGAUGACGUGGCUGAAAAACACCAAUGCCACAGUGUCAGAUGUCGUGUGUGCCGGACCGGAGGACAUGAAGGACAAGCGCCUCAAUGAUAUGACCAGCCUGCACAAUGAGUGCGUCUCAACAGAUUUCGUCCUCCAUCAGUCUGUGAUGUCCGAAUCUCUGUCAGUGGACACAUUCAGUUAUAAGAAUGAUGUCUACGUGGCUAUUGCCGCUCCCAGCCUAGAGAGCUGUAUGGUUUUCCAAUGGGACCACAUAGAAAUGAACUUCAGGACUUAUGAUAACAUCACAGGUCAGUCCAUUGUGGGGUGCAAGUCAGUUGUCAUCCAGGACCAGGUUUUUGUCAUCGUGGCCCAGCUCUUUGGGGGUUCCCACAUCUACAGGUUUGAUGAGGACCAAAGCAGGUUCAGCAAGUUCCAGGACAUUGAGGUGUCCAAGAUCUCCAAGCCCAACGACAUUGAGGCGUUCCAGAUCGGCCCUGACUGGUUCUUUGUGAUCGCUGACAGCUCGAAAGCUGGCCUGUCCACCCUCUACAAAUGGAACAGCAAGGGCUUUUAUUCAUACCAGUCACUGCACGAGUGGUACCGCGACACAGAUGCAGAGUUCUUGGACUUGGAUGGGAAGGCCCACCUUAUCUUGGCAAGCCGCUCACAGGUGCCUGUGAUCUACCAGUGGAGCCGGAGCAACCAGAAGUUUGUACUGCAGGGCGAGAUCCCCAGCAUGGAGGAUGUAGUAGCUGUGAAGCACUUCAGGAUCAAGGGGGAACUCUACCUGGCUCUGACACGCUACAUCGGAGACUCCAAAGUUCUACGCUGGGGUACCAAACAGUUUGCUGAGAUCCAGGCCUUACCCUCACGAGGCUCAAUGAUCCUGCAGCCGUUCUCUUUCAAAGAAAGUUUCUACCUGGCCCUGGGAAGUGACUACACCUUCUCACAGAUCUACCUGUGGGAUGAUGAGAAAAAACUCUUUGACCGUUUCAAGGAGGUUUACAUCCAGGCACCGCGCUCCUUUACUGUGGUUUCCACUGACCGUAGGGACUUCAUCUUUGCCUCUAGCUUUAAGGGAAACACACAGAUCUUUGAGCACAUCAUCGUUGACUUAAGCUUGUGAGGGGCUGCGCCUUAUCGCCCCUCCCGCAAUCUAACGUCUUCCACUAAAAAUAUAUAUUUGUGAAGGGACAAGAACAGACUAGAACAGACUUUUUGAACUGUAAAAAGAAAAAAAUCAAUUCUUACAUACUUUCUGUCACAAAUGAGAGCUGGGUCAAGUAGUGUUUUGAAUCCUUUGAGUUUCUUAAGGUAUCUUGACCAUUUCUUAAUGGCCUUGUCCUAUUACCUGUCUUAUGGUCUCUCAGACUUUCAGAGGAACUGAGGGCAAGAGUGAGGUUGGCAAUUGUAUAAAGCUGAACCUGAAAUUCCAGCUGACAUUCCUGAGGGUAGAAAAUGUACCUAUUUGGAUGUAUAGAUUUCUGUUUACUAUCCCCUUUGUUAACAGUUUUAUACCCAUGAUGAAAGAACCAGGACCUCUGAGUAAGAUCAUAUUUCAAAUCUUAUUUAAUUUUCAUUCGGGACAACUGAGGAUGUAACACAUUUGGUUGCCACGUACCUCAUGUCCUGGUGGUAAUAUACAAGAUGUUGCCUUCUGGGUUUGAUGAACCCACAGUGCCUCCCUCUGGCCGUGAUAAAGUAUCACACUCCUUUGCUUUUAACAGGGAAUGUCUUCAAAGCACAAACCUUUAAUUAUCAUAGCUGAGAUCACAGUCCUUAGAGUGUAGUUGUUUAGCGGGAUAUUUUUUACUGUUGCUGCCAUCGAUGAUGUUGCAUACAGUAAAAAAGAAAAUUUGUUGGUUUGUUGUCUGGGGAGGAGAACUAUUCAGGACUGGAUAUAACUUAAAAGUUUAGAGGUACUUAAUGUGGCAAAGUAGGCAGAAGCUGUUUUUAUCCAUUUAGUGGAAAGGACUUGUGUUUAGGUGAAGUCAGGGAUAUUAAACCUACUAACAAGUUUGACAAAAUAACCCCAGUUGUAGGACAACUGAAACUUUCAUUUUGGUUUCAGGCAAACACAAAAAAAGCUCCUCACAGCUGGAGUCAGUGGACACAAUUUAAUAAAUACAUUAAUUUAUUACAAUAUGUGUCCAAAAAUGAAAAAAACGCAUGUAAAUAUUUCCAGUUGAUAAGGGAGAUUUUUCAGUCUGUCUUUCUGUUCUUUGAAAAUAAUGAAUGUCGCCUCACAAGCAACAAAAUGUACAUAAAAACAAGGACAGCAAUGCCACUACCUGUUUGUCACACAAAAAUCGCUACAGAUCUUUGCACUUACUUAAAAAUAAAAAUAAAAUGUUACUGCAGCUUGCAAGAGCAUGACAUUCAAAAAAGGGUGUUUGCCAAUUCUUUUUAGAUGAACCUAACAAAAUCAGAAGUCUGAAAACGCUUCUAUUCAUUAAGUGAAUGGUAUUGCAAAUUUAAAAAAAAACAACUGCACUUUUAAACAAAGAUUCUUUUUAAUGAAUAAGUUUUAAGCAUAUUGAAUGUUAUCCUCCAAAUAUACUGUAAGUUGAAUCAGUUGUAUAUGAAAAUAAAUGUGAAAAAUUAUGA
Messenger RNA from Scophthalmus maximus (turbot), 3267 nucleotides. It is a transcript of the gene lgi2a, whose product is annotated as leucine-rich repeat LGI family, member 2a. Gene Ontology annotation, molecular function: protein binding. The coding region runs from base 44 to 1786 and encodes 580 amino acids. Gene Ontology annotation, biological process: inhibitory synapse assembly. The record is from RefSeq and is a predicted model, not a curated record. NCBI's taxonomy places the organism in Eukaryota, Metazoa, Chordata, Actinopteri, Pleuronectiformes, Scophthalmidae. The transcript has 8 exons.